GACGUCAGGCAUGCUCUCUUGUGGAUGAGUCCGCGAGCAAUAAGCGCUCCGGAUAGAGUGAAGAAGAACAGAUGCAAGCGACGCCGAAUGAGAGUUUGGCGCAACUUUGAUGAAGACCGGAGCACGGAGCGGUGUCACACACAGGGACUGUCCUCCUUAUUUAAACCGGUACAUCACUACGGACAGCGUCACCCCUUCUCCAUUAUUUGGCUUGGAUCUUAUAAGAGGAGACAACGAAUCUGUUUAAUCGGAAUCGUGUUAAUAAGGUUUUUUUGUUUGACUGCUGAUCAGCCAUGAUCCUGAACACCUCUGACCUGGGCUGGGAUGAGUCCUCAGGUGCAGACACCAUCUUCCCUCUAGACCAACUGGAUAGUUCACCUCCGUAUGAAGUUACGCCCCUCACAGUGUGGGGCGUUGCACUGUGUGUUUCAGGAACUGUCAUUGCCACUGAAAAUGCAAUAGUUGUCACCACCAUCUUGGCCACCCCGUCUUUCCGCGCCCCUGUUUUCCUGCUGCUGGCAAGCCUCGGACUGGCUGAUCUCCUGGCAGGUGUUGCUUUGGUCCUGCACUUCCUCUUCCUGUUCUGCGUAGAGCCCAGCGAUUGGUCAGAAUUGCUGACCUCAGGACUGCUGGUGACAUCACUGACUGCCUCACUCUGUAGCCUGAUGGGUGUUGCUUUGGACCGAUACCUGUCUUUAAGCCACGCCCUCACCUAUGGUUCGAGCCAAUCACGUCGCAGAGCCGCCAUCCUCCUGCUGCUGGUCUGGUUGGGUGCAUGUGUCAUUGGGGCGGGACCUGCAAUGGGAUGGCACUGUCUGGGAGAGCCAAACUCCUGUUCUGUAGCACGACCUCUGACCCGGACAUAUCUAUCGCUGCUAUGUGGUGGCUUCCUGGUAGUUGUCAUGGUAACCCUGCAAUUGUAUGCUGGGAUCUGCCGUGUAGCAAGGCGGCAUGCCCACGCCAUCGCUACCCAGAGGCACUUCCUCCCUGCCAACCAAUCAUACGCAAGCAAACACAGCAGUGGGAGAGGCUUCUCUCAGUUGAUCCUGGUCCUCAGUGUGUUUGUGGGCUGCUGGAUGCCUUUCUCCCUCUGGGGGAUGCUGGGAGAUGCGUCCAGUCCUCCUCUGUACACCUAUGCCACCUUGGUUCCGGCGGCAGGCGGCUCGCUGCUGAACCCAAUACUCUACAGUCUGAGAAACAAAGACAUUCGCAAGGUGCUGCUCCAGGCCUGCUGCCCCAACAGAUGCACACACAACACACACAUACACUACCCUGUUGAUGUGUAGACCGCUAAACCUCGCCAGACUCAAGCCACCACACAACCUAUGCCAGACAUAUCACUGUUUGUGUGCCAAGAUACACACAUAGCUGCACUGACUAUCAUCCAGAUCCAGAACAUGAAGUCUCUCUCUCUCUCUCUCUCUCUCACACACACACACACACACACACACACACACACAGAGAUGAAGUCCUUCUGCAAAUCAGAAUGUCCUGAACUGUCCUGGCUGGCAGCCAUCUUGGGACUAAAGACUAAAUGUACUGUCUUGUAUGUACUUUGUGCCUCAUCCUCAGUCAAUUGUAGGUCCACAGACUGACACAAUCACAGGGAUGCUAUAUGUAUCCCCACUCAUAAAAGGUGGAUUUAAUGACCAUCCGCACUUUAAGAUGAGAGGAAGGGACGGGUUUUAAAUAAAUAAAUAAAUUAUUAUUAAUUAAUUAAUAAUAAGCCUAUCACAGUGCAAUGACAUAUGUGAUCCAAAGCCCAAUUUUAUUUACUUGAAUGUCUAGAAAACACAGUGUUCUAGAUCUUUGAGAUUCUAUUUUGCACAUGCUGUUAAGGCACUUUGAAAGGUACUGACCAUAUGUUCGUGUUCCACAGCAUUUUUGAAAUGAAUGAAUAUUUUAUACAGAUGAAUAAUAAAAAUGCUUUUUUCUAA
This is a messenger RNA of Siniperca chuatsi (mandarin fish), 1937 nucleotides long. RefSeq names its product G protein-coupled receptor 186 (gene gpr3). Gene Ontology annotation, cellular component: membrane. Gene Ontology annotation, biological process: G protein-coupled receptor signaling pathway. The record is from RefSeq and is a predicted model, not a curated record. Gene Ontology annotation, molecular function: G protein-coupled receptor activity. The transcript has 2 exons. Bases 294 to 1286 code for a protein of 330 amino acids. Lineage: Eukaryota; Metazoa; Chordata; Actinopteri; Centrarchiformes; Sinipercidae.